CCAUCUACCGCCGAUGCUCGCUGGCUUUGUUGUUUAUUAAUUGCAGAUCUCAGCCUCACGUACCCGAAGUGCAAAAUCCGAGGCGGGGAAUCAAGAGCCGAUAUUCUAAUACCGUGCUAUCGCCGACUGGACGAUUCAAUCAUUCACACCGUUAUCCCCUACGCCUACACCUACACACGCACUUGAAAAAAGCAAUCAAUUUAGAAAACAUGACAGUAGAACCACAAGUCAAAGCUUAUCACAAACGCCCUCAUCGCAAAGUUCGAAGCGGGUGCAUAAUAUGCAAACGGCGGAAAAUCAAAUGCGACGAGAUCAAACCUCAAUGCUCCAAUUGCCAACGACACGGCUCUGACUGCUCAUACGCCAGACCUUCUAGCGACAGUGAACUUUCGAAAUCAAGAGAGUGGUCACGAGGUCGGACGUCCGAGAGCCCCGACAAUAGUCAGGGAAACAGUCCAGUGGAGACAUCUCAUAAAGAGACAUUCGCCGCCCACGAUGUAGCCCUCAUGCACCAGUGGAGCGUGGCGACGUGCUAUGGAUUUGGUGACGAGUUCCCAGGCGAAGUCGAGCCAUGGCGAGACGACCUUCCCCGACUCGCACAGCAGCACUCGUUUCUCAUGCGCGCGAUACUGGCCGUCAGUGCUUUACAUCUAGCCCGUACCAGUCAGUGUCCCGAAGAAAAAUCAAAGUAUCUGCGCAUCUCUGCACAUCAUCAAGACGUUGCUUUUCCAGAGUACAGGGAUGCACUCGACAAAGUGAACAAGGACAAUGCACCGGCUAUCCUCGCCUUCUCCGCCAUGCUCGUCGUGUACCAGUUUGCUACACCCCAAAACGGAAAAGCAUUUGCUACAGGGCGGCCGGAGUGGUUUUUCUUGCAUCGGGGUCUGGGAGAGGUGCCUGCACAUUGGCAUUGGUGGAUCGAAGACAGUUUUCUGUCGAGGCAGCUCGAGCGACGCAGGCUGCAUCCCGUGGAUGCAUCGCUCAACUCGGACGACUUCCGGCUCGUCGCGCUGCAGGAUAUGUUGUACGAGAAAUAUGGACACGGCAAGGAAAGUGAGCUGGCGGUGUGCAUGGAUGCUUUGUACUGGCUGCGGCAGGCUUUUGCGCAUACCUUCAACGCCAGCAGCCGGCUGGGCCCGAAAUAUGCCGUUCUUUUCUGGAUAGAGCGUGUACCGCAAGGCUUCGUGGAUCUUCUAGCACAACACGAACCGGCUGCCAUGAUUCUAGUAGCAUACUGCUCUGUGCUGAUAAAAAGAGCCUCGCAUUUUUGGUUCUACGAGGGCUUCGCAGAGCACGUCCUCACGGAAUUAUGGCCGCUUAUUGGAGAAGAUAAUCUACAGUGGAUCGAGUGGCCGCUGGCUGUGGUUCUCACAUGA
Periconia digitata is the source of this 1376-nucleotide messenger RNA. NCBI's taxonomy places the organism in Eukaryota, Fungi, Ascomycota, Dothideomycetes, Pleosporales, Periconiaceae. The record is from the annotation of a GenBank genome assembly.